Messenger RNA from Acaulospora morrowiae, 5475 nucleotides. NCBI's taxonomy places the organism in Eukaryota, Fungi, Glomeromycota, Glomeromycetes, Diversisporales, Acaulosporaceae. The record is from the annotation of a GenBank genome assembly.
AUUCAACCAAAGGAGAAACAAUACCAGAAAGUACUGGAGGUACUUCUUCUGAUGCUGCAUCGGUAACAUCUAUUAAUUCAAAUUCACCUGUCGUUUCCUAUCAAGUAACACUUGAAGUUGGAGACGAAGUUUAUGUUUUCGAAGAACAAGGUGCAUGGUAUCGUGGAUACGUUGUUUCUCAACUGCGACAAACAGAAGAAGCUCAAGUUUAUGUCGGUAUUUUUCCCCAAAAUCACGUAUACAUCAAGGAAUAUCUGGAUAAUGUAGAAUUACAAGCAGAGGAACCGAAAAUUAAUGAUGUUGCAUCUUUAUCAUCAGAGAAAACCACACGACCUCCUCCUCCCUUACCAUCACUUACAUGUGGUGACGAUACAAUUAGUGGAAAAUCUGAACCAUUAAUUGACGAAAUUGCUAGUACUGUAAGAGAGUGGAGCAGCCUAUUACCAAAGUACUUGGAAGAAAGAAGGUACACUAUGUUCAGAACCGUUAAAGAUCAAAUAAAUGAUUUACUACAAGGUCGACGUCAAUUGCUGGCUCAGACAUUGUCACAAGAUGAAUUGAACAAACUACGAAAGGAACUCAUAAAUAAGCUUGUAUCUGGAAACUUAAUUCAAGGCUUGGACAUUAUUGUUCGAGAUCCAGAGAAAGGUUUCCUUGCUGACGAAACGAAUAUAUCGUCAAUUCGACUUUACCAAUUACAAGCCCAAUGGUCUCUUUUGAACAUGGAUAAGUCAAAGGCUGAUUCGUUAAUUGCAAGUCCUACAGUAUCAACUCCUGGCGUGCAACAAACACAGUCUUCAUCCGUGAUAACUGACACAGGAACUCAUGCGCCAAAGUUCUAUCACUUAUUCUUGGAUUUAAAAGCUUGGGUUGCAUCUAUAUCAGCGCCUGGUGAAUAUACAGAACUUUACUUUUCAUUAUAUACAAAGGCGAACGGUCGAUUUAUCACGGAAGAUUACUUUAUCGUACUUAAUCAUAAUGGUGUGCCAAAAGACGAAUCAAAGAUAGGGAAAAUGAGAACAAUUUUCACAGAUCUCUCUCCUCAUGAUAUUCAGGAACAAAUUUAUUUACUUUGCCGAAUCGUCAGAACUGGAAGUAUGAAAAUGGCAGAUAAGGACAAGGAAUCACCAAAGGAGGGUACUUCAAUGACUUCCCGGUUUUCUAAAUCAUCAAAAGAAUCGGAACCGAUCGAACAAUCAAAACUUGUACCGCAAACAUUUCGCAGACCUUUUGGUUGUGCUGUUCUUGAGAUUACCCAUCUUCUGCAAGGAAAGGAGAAAGAAACCAUAAGUGAACAUGUGAUGCCCAUUUAUGUAUCUUCGCAAGAAUCAUCAUUUUCUACUCUCCAUGAAGACAUUAUUCAUGAUCGUGUUAAAGAAUUCGAAAAAUCUCCUCGCGCUGAAAUGGUAAGCGUCUCGAUCCGCCCUUAUUAUGGUGAGGCAGCAACUAUAAUCAAGGAAAAUCCAGCGUCACUUCAAGAUAUUCCUAUUACUUCCCGUCUUGGUUUUGCGGACGUUGUAUUCCCUGGUGACACUCGAAAUGAGAUCUAUAUUAGAUUGUUGUCUGGUGAUUUUACUCAAGGACGUACGACUACAGCGAAAAAUAUUCAAGUAACUAUGGAGGUUAGAUUAAAUUCAGGCGAAACAUUGGAAAAUGUAAUUUCACAAGGAUCGGGUGAGCCACGAAUAACGCAGUUUGAAUCGCUCGUUUUUUAUCAUUCUAACAAUCCAACAUGGGGAGAAUUAUUAAAGUUGAAUAUACCAGUGGAGUUGUUCGAAAAGUCUCAUAUAUUUCUUACUUUUCGUCAUCGGUCAACAAAAGAUAAAAAAGAAGACAAAAUAUUUGCGUUUGCUUAUAUGCCCUUGUUUCCUGAAAAUCGAGCAUUUAUUAACGAUGGAAAACAUUGUCUUUCGUUAUAUAAGUAUGAUAAACAGUCGAUACACCCAUCUGCAUAUUUAAAAUUUUCAUGGACUCCCUCGGCAACAAUUUCUGAUGUGGCAUCUGUGAAUUCUUUUGCCAGUUCGCACUCGAGUAACAAACUUAUGUCUUCGACCAGGGACACCGUGUCGAUAUUAUCAUUCUUAUGUUCCACAAAAUACACGCAGAAUGAAGUGCUUCUUAAAUUAUUGAAUUGGGAAAAACAACUUAUUUCUGACGAAAACGAAAUGAUAUCUGUCUUGAAGAAAUUUACUUUUGUUGGUGAGGUUGAAAUAGUCAAGUUUCUGCAAGAUAUUUUUGACGCACUUUUCGGGAUACUUAUCUCAACAAGAAAUCAACAAGGAGAACUGGACGAUUUAAUUUUCAAUGCCUUAGUAACAAUACUUGGUAUAGUCUCUGAUCGAAGAUUCAUGAAUUUCCGACCAGUGCUCGAUGUUUACAUAGAUAAACAUUUUUCUUGCGCUCCUGCGUCUUCUCACCUGAUCCGUUCAAUGAAUCGUCUUAUCUCGAAUCCGACAAGUUCUGAUAAUGCACAAAAUCUGAGAUCUGCAAUAAAAGUAUGGCAAUACAUCUUCAAAAUGAUUUUACGGUCACGUGAACUUCAACGAAACAAAGAAUCUGACAUUGGAUUAUCGGGGAAUUAUGUUGAAGAACAAUUUAAGAAAGAUUUAUUUGCUCUUUUCAGAAGCAUAGAUAAACUUAUGUCCAUAACAACCCCACAAUCAAUAAUUGGUACACAAACAUUGGCAUUACAGCACUUUGCUUCAAUAUUUUCGGAUUUAAGUAAAUGUUUUACACCGGAUGAUCUAGUGCAAAUUGCUAUCAGUUUCACCGAAUCCGUGAGAUUGCCCAAAGGGAAACUUUUGGCGUAUAAACUGUUGCUUAUUCUUCAGUUCUGUCGGGGUUCUCUAUUUGAAAAUUCGGAAUCUCGCGCUACACUUUUACGUAGAGUCGUCGAGUGGGUGAUGGACCACAUGGGAAAAUGGGAAAGAUCUGGAAAACAAAUUAUUGAUGUUGACACUGCAAGAAUACAAUGGCAUGAUGGUAUCCGAUUAUGCGUCACUAUUAUUGCCGUCAUGUUAGAGAGCCUUCAAAAUACCAUUGAAAAAUCAACCGAUAAAGAGAUUAUUGAGAACGAAAUCGAAAAUGUAAAAACAAUUCUUCCGCUCAUGAUGAAACUUUGUGAGUCCUACAGGGAAUUACAUAUAACUAACGACGAGUUAAGCCAGAAGAGGGAUCGAGGUGGUUUUAUGGUAUCCUCACCUAUGUUUUCAUGGGCACAUGCAUUUCCUAGUGCCAUACAGACACCUACACCGGGAUCUGUUAAAGCCUCGAAAGAAUUCCCGUUUGCCUCAUUUAAUCAACAGCAAUAUUCGAACUCUACCGGAUUGGGAGAAAUAUCCGCUGUAAUCUUGCAAAUCAUGUUUUUACUAUCUCAAGAUCACAUAAAAGAACAUCUACUUUCGACAUAUUAUCGAGAAGGGCACGAUGCAACUGCGGAAUUUUUGAUUUUAUUAUUUCAGGUAGCGAGAUCUGUUCUAAAAAAUGAGGCUUUCUCGGAUACUUGGUUGAACAUGAAUAUUAUGGCCCAUAAAGUAUUUUUAAAAUUUCUAGAACCUGUUUCAUCUUUAUUGGAGAAGAACUAUAUUCCGGAUAAGGAGGCGCCAGAAACUUUCAACGAGCAACUUUGGCGAGAAUAUUUUAAUUGCUUAUUAAGUUUACUCACCAGUGAACAUUUAGUUAUAGAAAAUUUCACGCCACAAAAGCGUCGUGCGAUAUGGCGAUUAGCUGGAGAUCUUCGAGGGCGUGGGGCUAAAUUGUUAUCAAAUUUAUGGGAUGCCAUUGGAUGGGAACAAGGUAACGACGGCAAAAUGGGUGGAUAUCAAUCUCGUUAUAUAAAUGUUUUAUUGGGACCGAUUUUAGAGUUAUGCUUAUCUCAUCACGAUGAAUUACGUUCGGCGGCGAUUACAGUUUUAUUUAGCAUGAUUGUCACACAGUAUACUUUGGAGGGUGAUUUCAAACAAAUGGAAUCCGACAUAAUAGAUUUGCUUGAUAGGUUGUUUAUGUCAGAAGGCAAGGGUGAUGAGAUUUCUCGUUCUUACUUUAUAGCUCAAUUGCGAAGAUUGUUCGAGAAUUCAUCUGUUGAUACUUUGCUGAAAGAGAUUGUCACGAAAUUCUUGGAUUCAUUGAGUGAAUUCUUGGAACUUCUGCUUGGAGUUCGCGAGUUACCUGAAGGUGAAGAAUACCAGGAUGACCGUAUAAUGUGUACCCUCAAAUUGAUGAAGUUUAUAAAAUCCAUUGAACGCGAUCAGAUAUACAUCAAAUACGUGCACCAGCUAGUACAGAUGCAAGUUAAUAGUCAUAACUUUGUCGAAGCCGCUUUAACACUUAAGCUACAUUCUAAUUUAUACGAUUGGGAUUCACACACCGAGGUCGAAGCACUACCCGAACUGGAUUUCCCUAAGCAAUCUUCAUUUGAUCGGAAAGAGAGAUUGUAUAUACAGAUUUUGGAUUAUUUUGUUAAAGGUAGAGCAUGGGAAUGUGGUAUUGAAAUUUGCAAGGAAUUGGCUCGUCACUUCGAGUACACUACUUUUGAUUACCAACGCCUUAGUAACAUUUUGAAACAGCAAGCAGUGCUACACGAGAACGUUAUCAAAAAGGAAAGGUAUUUCAGUGAAUAUUUCCGAGUUGGGUUUUUCGGUCGAGGAUUUCCAGCAAGUUUACAAAAUCGUCAAUUCAUAUACCGGGGAUAUGAAUGGGAAAAGAUUGGAGCGUUCUGCGAACGCAUGCAAAAUAAGCAUCCUCAAGCUCAAUUGUUGAAAUCAAGUAAUUCUCCGACUGAUGAUAUUCUUUAUGGAGAUGGACAGUUUUUACAGGUGACCGCCGUGAAACCCGAGCCUGAUAGAAGCAAUCCUGUGUUCAAAGGAGAUGUUCCAUCUUCAAUUCGUAGUUAUUAUGAACACAAUUCUAUUAAUACUUUUAGCUUUUCACGACCGGUGAAUAAAAAUCCUGAUGGUGUGAAGUCAACCAAUGAAUUUUUGGACUUAUGGACCGAGAAGACCAUUUUGAUAUCUGAGGAUCAUUUCCCUACUGUGCUUCGACGAUCGGAAAUUGUUCAAGUCACGGUUAUUGAAGUGUCACCGAUCGAGAAUGCGGUUGCCACUAUGAAGGCGAAGAACCAAGAACUGUUGACUCUCGAAUCCAAAUAUGGUGCUUAUCUUAAUUCAAAGGGAUCGGACAAAGUGAAUACCAAUCCAUUAUCUAUGUCGUUAAAUGGUGCCGUAGAUGCACCAGUCAAUGGCGGUGUGCCAAUGUAUAAGAAAGCAUUUUUCAGUAAAGAAUUUUUAGCAGAGAAUCCCGAAAAGGAAGUUUUUGUAGAAAAAUUGAAAGAGGCGAUUGAAGAGCAGGUUCGCAUCAUCGAUAGAUGUUUCGUUAUACACGAACGUCUUGUUUCUAGUGAAAUGCGUCCACUUCACGAUACACUCGUGAAAUUCUUCCACAGGAAUUUUUCAGAAGAGAUUUAUCGAUUAGCAGAAC